CAGCCAAAGGCCGAGAACAAGCCGGUCUCUCUCAUUAUCACUCCUUGGCAGGCGGCACCCAAGAGGCCCAAGAUGAACGCUGCCGCCUUCUCUAGCAACAUGAGGAUCAAAUUGCCUGUGGUGGCCCUUUUUUUGGAGUCUGCCAUUAUUGUUUUAUUUGCGGUGUUUGUUAGAUACUCUCCAGCCGAUGUGAGCAGGACCGCUGAUCUUCACUUAUACCCUCUCUUUCAGGAUAUUCAUGUGAUGAUAUUUAUUGGCUUUGGUUUCUUGAUGACUUUCCUGAAGAAAUAUGGCUUCAGUAGUGUUGGUAUGAACAUGCUCAUUGCUGCCUUGGGGCUCCAGUGGGGCAUCCUCAUGCAGGGAUUUUGGCAUUUGAGCAACAACACAAUCCAUCUUGGCAUUAGAAGUAUUAUCAACGCAGACUUCAGCACAGCAACAGUCCUGAUCUCGUUUGGAGCCGUCUUGGGGAAAACGAGCCCUGUUCAGAUGCUGAUCAUGACCGUUUUCGAAAUCACCAUCUUUGCAUGCAAUGAGUACCUCGUCACGCAUGUAUUCGAGGCUUUUGAUAUUGGAGCAUCCAUGACUAUUCAUCUGUUUGGAGCCUACUUUGGUCUGGCUGCAUCCCGACUCUUAUACCGCCCAGGUCUGAAGGGUGGGCAUGAAAAUAAUGGUUCUUCCUACCAUUCAGAUAUAUUUGCUAUGAUUGGUACCUUGUUUCUGUGGCUCUUCUGGCCCAGUUUUAAUUCGGCGAUGGCAGCUCCAGGAAAUCAGCAAAUUGCCAUCCUCAACACGUACUUCUCUCUGGCGGCCUGCACACUUACCGCUUUUGCCCUCUCCAGCCUGUUCGAAAAGAGGGGCAAACUGGAUAUGGUGCACAUUCAAAACGCGACCUUAGCUGGAGGAGUCGCCGUGGGUUCUUGCGCUGAUCUGGAAAUCCAGCCCUUCGGGGCCAUGUUAAUCGGGAGCAUCGCUGGGAUUAUCUCGGUUGUGGGAUUCAAAUUCCUAACUCCAAUUGUUGCUUCAUUCCUGAGAAUUGAAGACACCUGCGGAGUCCACAACCUGCACGGCUUACCUGGCAUUCUCGGGGGCAUUGCAAGCAUAAUUGCUGCUGCAGUACAGGUUAACACAGAGUUCCACCCCAAAUCUGAAGGGGUUUCCCAAUCUGGCAACAGCACAACUCCGCAUCCCCCGCUGGUGGCCAGGGAGGACCCGGCCUUCCCAACUAAAGGUUUAAUCUUAGAGAUAAGGGAGCUGUUUGGCCCGUAG
This is a messenger RNA of Sphaerodactylus townsendi, 1266 nucleotides long. It is a transcript of the gene RHAG, whose product is annotated as Rh associated glycoprotein. NCBI's taxonomy places the organism in Eukaryota, Metazoa, Chordata, Lepidosauria, Squamata, Sphaerodactylidae. Bases 73 to 1266 code for a protein of 397 amino acids. The record is from RefSeq and is a predicted model, not a curated record. Gene Ontology annotation, molecular function: ammonium channel activity. Gene Ontology annotation, biological process: ammonium transmembrane transport; ammonium homeostasis. Gene Ontology annotation, cellular component: plasma membrane. The transcript is spliced from 9 exons.